Molecule: messenger RNA, 708 nt
Organism: Salvia hispanica
Lineage: Eukaryota; Viridiplantae; Streptophyta; Magnoliopsida; Lamiales; Lamiaceae
Source: RefSeq, a predicted model, not a curated record
ACCAAUACACAAAAAUCACCACCUCAACCAUGGCAUCCACACUCACUCACAAAUCAACCCUAACCCUACUCUUCUCCACACUCCUCCUCACAUCACCACUCCCCUCUCUCUCCUCAGAUCCUGACCCUUUGCAGGACUUCUGCAUUGCCGAUCUCCAAGCCCCGGUCUCCAUGAACGGCUUCCCGUGCAAACCGGCCUCAAACGUCACCUCAAACGACUUCUUCUUUGACGGCCUGGCCCGGGAGGGAGACACCUACAACUCCAAUGGCAGCAGUGUGGUCUAUGGCAAUGUUCUUGCAUUCCCAGCCCUCAACACUCUAGGCAUCUCGAUGAACAGAGUCGACAUAGACCCUGACGGCCUCAACGCGCCCCACUCACACCCCCAGGCCACAGAGGUGGGCAUAGUCGUGCAAGGGAAGCUGCUGGUGGGGAUGAUCUCCACCUCCAACGUGCUCUACUCGAAGAACUUGACCGGAGGGCAGAUGUUCGUUGUCCUGAGAGGACUAGUGCAUUUUCAGAUGAAUGUGGGAGAGGAGUCAGCCUUGAUCUACACUGCUUUCAACAGCCAUCUACCCGGAACUGCUUUCGUUUCUUCGAAUCUGUUUGGAUCGAGGCCUUCUCUGCCAGACGAUGUGUUCAUGAAAGCUUUUCAAGUUAACAAGACUGUCAUUGAUCAAAUCAACUCCAAAUUUGGUUGAAAACUACCAC